Balaenoptera acutorostrata (minke whale) is the source of this 1295-nucleotide messenger RNA. It is a transcript of the gene PROKR2, whose product is annotated as prokineticin receptor 2. The transcript has 2 exons. Lineage: Eukaryota; Metazoa; Chordata; Mammalia; Artiodactyla; Balaenopteridae. Bases 1 to 1155 code for a protein of 384 amino acids. Gene Ontology annotation, molecular function: neuropeptide Y receptor activity. Gene Ontology annotation, biological process: neuropeptide signaling pathway. Gene Ontology annotation, cellular component: membrane. The record is from RefSeq and is a predicted model, not a curated record.
AUGGCAGCCCAGAAUGGAAACACUAGUUUUGCAACCAACUUCAGUAUACCCCAAGACCAUGCCACCUCCCUCCCCUUCAACUUCAGUUAUGGUGAUUAUGACCUCCCUCUAGAUGAGGAUGAGGAUAUGACCAAGACUCACACCUUCUUUGCAGCCAAGAUCAUUAUCGGGGUGGCACUUGUGGGCAUCAUGCUGAUUUGUGGCAUUGGCAACUUUGUCUUUAUCACUGCCCUUGCCCGCUAUAAGAAGCUGCGCAACCUCACCAACCUGCUCAUUGCUAACCUGGCCAUCUCCGACUUCCUGGUGGCCAUUGUCUGCUGCCCCUUCGAGAUGGACUACUAUGUGGUGCGCCAGCUCUCCUGGGAGCACGGCCAUGUGCUCUGUGCCUCUGUCAACUACCUGCGUACCGUCUCACUCUACGUCUCCACCAAUGCCCUGCUGGCCAUCGCUAUCGACAGAUAUCUCGCUAUCGUUCACCCCUUGAAACCACGGAUGAAUUAUCAAACAGCCUCCUUCCUGAUCGCUUUGGUCUGGAUGGUAUCCAUUCUCAUCGCCAUCCCAUCAGCCUACUUCACAACAGAAACCGUCCUCUUUAUUGUCAAACGCCAGGAAAAGAUCUUCUGCGGCCAGAUCUGGCCAGUGGACCAGCAGCUCUACUAUAAAUCCUACUUCCUCUUCAUCUUUGGCAUCGAGUUCCUGGGCCCGGUGGUCACCAUGACCCUGUGCUACGCCAGGAUCUCCCGGGAGCUCUGGUUCAAGGCGGUCCCUGGUUUCCAGACGGAACAGAUCCGGAAGCGGCUGCGCUGCCGCCGGAAGACGGUGCUGGUGCUCAUGUGCAUCCUCACGGCCUACGUGCUGUGCUGGGCGCCUUUCUACGGCUUCACCAUCGUGCGCGACUUCUUCCCCACCGUAUUCGUGAAGGAGAAGCACUACCUCACAGCCUUUUACGUCGUCGAGUGCAUCGCCAUGAGCAACAGCAUGAUCAACACCGUUUGCUUCGUGACCGUCAAGAACAACACCAUGAAGUACUUCAAGAGGAUGCUGCAGCUCCACUGGCGGCCCUCCCACGGCGGGAGCAAGUCCAGCGCUGACCAUGACCUCAAAACCAGCGGCCUGCUGGCCACGGAAGAGGUGGAUUGUAUCAGGCUGAAGUGACCCACUGGUGUUUCAUAAUUGAAAACCCAAAAGCCAGUACUUGGAGCACAAUUCACCAAUAACCAAGUUCACGGGCUGCUUGGGGAAAGGGCAACUGUGUUAACACCUCACUGCUUUCAAGGAGCUGGAGUCAUAAAAUG